AUGUUAGCUAGGGUGAUAGUUCCACCAACAUGUUUAACACCAAAACAACAUGAAGAAGGAAAAACACGAACAGUUCGUGAUGAUAGUGAACAGCAUGAUGCUAUAUCUGGCAUGAAUUUCAUAGAUGAAUCGAAAUCACGAUUAAUAAGACGUCGUCGAGGAUCGUCGGAUCAUCCUCUAUCCGCAUACGAACAGACCAGAAAUGUUAAUUGGCCAUUAGAUGAAAGUAAUUUUUCUUUAACAAAUACGAAUAAUUUACAAUUUGAAUAUUCGUCUUAUCCUAAUCAACGUUGUAGCCCACACGAUUUAUUCCAAUAUGAAAGGAGAUUGACAAUAUUGAAGCAAAGUGAUUUAAAAGCUUUUAAACUUGAAUUUCAUCGUCGUCUUGUUCUAUUAUUAUCGUCUCAAAAAACAACAACAUAUUAUACCUAUAGUUAUAUUAUUAAAAUAAAUGAGCAAGAAAAAGAAGAACGAAAAGAAAAGAAAAAACGACUCAAUAGAUAUUCCAUCGAAUCAUCCACAUCAUCCUCAUCCGCAUCAUCUUCUUCGAAUAUAUCAUCAACAUCAAAUAAUAAUCAUGAUAGAAUAACAACAUUUUUAUCAACCAAGACAAAACCAGCAUUUCCUUCAACAGCAAACGUUUCUCAUCGUUCUAUACCAAAAUCAACUACAUUUGAUAUGUUUAAUGUUGAAGAAAAUUACAAAAUAGUCACACCAUCAUCUAUCAUUGACAAUAACAAAGUAAAAGAUGAUUAUCAAUCAACGCAAUCUUUGAAUCCACCACCACCACCAGCACCACGAGUAAUAUUUAGAAUAAAUCCACCACCGCGACCAUCAACUGCACAGAUUCAACCGAUUAGUCGAUUUGACUGUUUAUCCUUCAAACCAUCAAUAAUGAUGAAUUUAUCAAUGGAAACAAUGAAACAACAGCAAAAAAAAGAGUGUUGGUUAAGCUGUGAAGAAUUGGAAACAAUUGAAAAACGUUUUACUGAUCUAUUAGAGACAAAAACUAAAUCGAUGUCUUCCAAUCGAGCUAAAAGCUGUGAAAGAUUACGAUCAACGAAUAAUAAUGAUGAUGAACAAAGUUCAACAAUCACUCGCAAAUCGUUAGUAGACGACCAUUCGUUGAAAAAGACUAUUGCUUAUCAUCCUGCUAAUAUUUUAAAUAAUAAUAGCUCGAAGAUUCUUCAACAUCAUUAUUCAAAACAAUUAACACAAACGAUCAAAACAGACGAUAAUAAUUUAGUGGUCAAUGAUCAAGAUGUUUGUACGAUCGAAUCAUCAUAUAAGUCAAUUGGUUCAAAAGUUUUCUCUUGUAAAUGUAUUGUUGAAUUAUUUAUAACAACAUCUGAACGUUUAUCAAAAUUAGAAGAUUGGAUAUUUUUUCAACGUGGACUGCCAAUAUGGCUCUUUAAUACGGGCAUUAAUCCAAAACGAAUGAAAUGUUUAUCAAUUGUAUUAACUGAAAAAGGUUCUGGUUUUCCCAUAUGGCAAGAUAUUAUUACCUAUAAAAGUGACGUAAAAUAUGCUCGCGAUCAACAUAUAACAUUUCGUUUAUCAGAUCAAAAAACAUUAGCUGUUUUACGCUUUACCGAUUUACAACAGUCAAAAAAAUUUUUUAAUUAUUAUUUACAAUUGAAAAAUGAUCAACAACACAUGGAUCUAUUUCAAUCACACGUUAAAAAAUUGUCAUCUCAAUCUCGAAAUCGUUAUUUAACCAUUGACCGUAAUAAUCGUAGUGCAUCGUGCGGUGCCGUUCUUAAUAAACGUGUUAGUAAAUCAUCGAUUAGUAAUCCGUGUCAUUUUCAACAUAUUACACGAAUUCAGUUGUCCGAUAGAAAAAUAUUAACAACAUUGAGCAAAUGUCUACCACCAUCUGUUGAUAUUUAA
Messenger RNA from Didymodactylos carnosus, 1890 nucleotides. NCBI's taxonomy places the organism in Eukaryota, Metazoa, Rotifera, Eurotatoria, Philodinida, Philodinidae. The record is from the annotation of a GenBank genome assembly.